This is a messenger RNA of Microplitis demolitor, 635 nucleotides long. RefSeq lists its product as uncharacterized. The transcript is spliced from 4 exons. The record is from RefSeq and is a predicted model, not a curated record. The coding region runs from base 62 to 616 and encodes 184 amino acids. Lineage: Eukaryota; Metazoa; Arthropoda; Insecta; Hymenoptera; Braconidae.
UUUUUUUCAAAGUGAGUGUCAUUUUUAAAUCAAUAAUUCUUCAGUACAAGGAAAAUUGACAAUGCCAAGAUUAAUAAUUAUUAUUUAUUUUAUUAAUAUCAAUUUUAUUAUAAUGGGUCAAAGUGCCCCAUUAAUAAAUCCGCCAACUUCAACGUUAACAUCAGAUUUUAAGUGGAGAGAAAAUACACUGAUGCCUGUUUGGCUACCAGUAGUACCGAAUAGAAAUAAUAAUUAUCCAAUUAAUGAUUUUAAUUUUUUAAAAAUAAAUCAAAAUGAAUGGGGAAAAGGAUUGAUAAAAAAAUUUUUACCAGAAAUUGAAUCAGCGUUUAUACCACGACAAAUAACAAGUAGAUCAGUAAAACGAGAUUCUAUUCUAUCACCAAGUUGGGGCGCAGGUGGAUUACCUUUUUCUGUUCUAUACAUGAAUUCACAUAACUCGCGAGUCCAACCUACUACCGAUACGAUAAUAAAAACAAAGAAACCUUUAGAAAAUACAUCGAUAUCAAGAGUAAAUAAAAAUCGUAUAAAUGGGCGGAAUUCAUCAGGACAACGAAGACAAUAUUCAAUUAUCCCACAAUUAUUUAUAUCUUACGGCUGGAGUUCAUUUGGGAAAUGAAAAUAAUAAAUUUAUAUUA